AUGAUGUUUGCGGAGGGUCCCGCCGACGCGCCGAGUCGUCACGCGCUGCGAGGUGUGCCGGCGGCGGCUUCCGCCGACGUCCUGCCGCCGCGGAGGGCGCUGAUUUUCUCCGCGGGCGUCGACGGCGUCACGGAGACGCUUUCCGCGCGCGUGCUUGAAGAGGCGAGCGCGGAAGGCGACGGCGGGAUGGCGGAAGGCGGAGAGGCGGAGACUCUUGACGAGGGGAGAGUGCUUGCAUCGGAAGAGUUGGGGGAGGCAGAAGAGGGCGCGUGGGAGGGCACAAGAGCUGUUGCGGAAGAGGCGGAAGAAGGUGUGGCGGAAGCGGAGGAGGGGGGAGCGGAGGUCAGAGAGGGGAUUGAAGAGGGCCGGCUUUUGGCGGAGGAAGAAGGGGAGAUGGGGGGUGAGGAGGCGGUAGAUGGGGAGAUGGGAAAUGAGGAGGAGGGGAUUGAGGAGGGAAGGGUGUUGGAGGAAGAAGUGGAGGGAGAGAAUGAGGAUGAGGAUGAGGGGGAGAUGCAGGAGGUAGAGGGGAUUGAGGAAGGAAGGGUGCUGCAGGAGCAAGGAGAGUCCGAAGAGGCUGGUAAUCUGGAGGGGGAGAUGGAGGAGGGGGAGGGGAUUGAGGAAGGAAGGGUGCUGCAGGAGCAAGGGGAAACCGAGGAGGUUAGUGCUUCGGAAGGAGAGGAGGCAAUGCAGGAGGUGGAAGAAGAGGAAAUGCAGGAGGGAGAGAGAAUUGAGGAAGGAAGGGAGCUGCAGGAGCAAGGGGAAACCGAGGAGGUUAGUGCUUCGGAGGGAGAGGAGGCGAUUCAGGAGGGGGAAGAAGAGGAAAUGCAGGAGGGAGAGGGAAUUGAGGAAGGAAGGGAGCUUCAAGAGCAAGGGGAGUCCGAAGAGGCUGGUGCUUCGGAGGGAGAGGAGGCGAUUCAGGAGGGGGAAGAGGCUGAGGAGGGCAGGAUGCUGCAGGAGCAAGGAGGGUCCGAGGAGGUUGGUGCUUUGGAGGGAGAGGAGGAAGAAGAGGAAAUGCACCAGGGAGAGGGAAUUGAGGAGGGCAGGGUGCUUCAGGGAGUGGAAGGAGAGUCUGAGGAGGAGGAGGGUGAAUGGAACGAGGAUGCUGAGGAGGAGGAAGAGGAGGAGAUGCAGGGUGGAGAGGAGGUUGAGGAGGGCAGGGUGCUGCAGGAGCAAAACGACGGUGAGGAGGAGGGUGAGUGGGACGAGGAUGCUGAGGAGGAGGAAGAGGAGGAGAUGCAGGAGGGAGAGGGGAUUGAGGAGGGGCGGGCGCUGAUGGGAGACGACGGAGAGGCAGAGGAAGUUGGUGCUUUGGAGGCAGGGAAGGAGAUUCAGGAGGAGCAAGAGGAUUUCAGUGAUGAGGAGGAGGAGGAGGAGGAGAUGCAGGAGGGGCGGGCUUUGGCCGAGAUUGACAAUUCUGAGAAUUUGAGUGGGGAGGGGGAGGAAGAAGAGGCAGAGGUGCAGGAUGAGGGACGGGAUUUGGCCGAGCUUGAUGAUUCUGAGGGCGAGGGAGAGGAGGAAGUGGAAGUGGAGGAGGAGGCAGUUAUGCAGGAUGAGGAGGAGGAGGAGGAGGGGGAGAUGCAGGAGGGGCGGGCUUUGGCCGAGCUUGAUGAUUCUGAAGGUGUGAAUGGGGAGGAGGAGGAGGAAGAGGAGGAGAUGCAGGAGGGCAGGGCUUUGGCAGAGAUUGAUGAUUCUGAAGGUGUGAAUGGGGAGGAGGAGGAGGAAGAGGAGGAGAUGCAGGAGGGCAGGGCUUUGGCAGAGAUUGAUGAUUCGAAGGGCGAGGGUGAGGGUGAGGAGGAGGUGGAAGAGGAAGUAGAGGAGGAAGAGGCAGAGAUGCAGGAUGAGGAGGAGGAGGAGAUGGAAGAAGGGCGGGCUUUGAGCGAGCUUGACGAUUCUGAGGAUGUGAGUGAGGAUGGGGAGGUGGAAGAGGAGGAGGAGGCAGAGAUGCAGGAGGGGAUGGAGGAGGAUGGUAGGGUGCUGCUGGCAGGAGAGGAGGGCGAGGAGGGCGAGAGUGAGGGGGGAGAGGAGGAGGAGGCGGAACUACAGGGGGAGAUGGAGGAGGAUGGGAGGGUGCUGCUGGCAGGAGAGGAGGGCGUGGAGGAUGAGGAGGGAGAGAGUGUUGGGAGGAGGGAGCAACAGGGCAUCCGAGUUCCAAGCUUUUUUGCAGGUCUUUUUCAUUCGAACGAGGUUCAGGCUUCGGGAAGUCUUUGGAAGAUGGCCGAAGGCUGCUGCAGUGGACAAGCGGACAGGCAUGGAUUGUGA
Molecule: messenger RNA, 2259 nt
Organism: Closterium sp. Yama58-4
Lineage: Eukaryota; Viridiplantae; Streptophyta; Zygnematophyceae; Desmidiales; Closteriaceae
Source: the annotation of a GenBank genome assembly